Solanum dulcamara is the source of this 2056-nucleotide messenger RNA. Its product is annotated as CBS domain-containing protein CBSCBSPB5-like. Bases 356 to 1759 code for a protein of 467 amino acids. Gene Ontology annotation, molecular function: protein binding. Lineage: Eukaryota; Viridiplantae; Streptophyta; Magnoliopsida; Solanales; Solanaceae. The transcript is spliced from 14 exons. The record is from RefSeq and is a predicted model, not a curated record.
AUUAAAUAUUAUUUGUGUUGUCUUUUUCUCCCAAAUUUCCAACAAAUCAUUCGAUGGGAAAAUGAUGAUUCCCAUAUUUCCAACAAUCUUGGAAAAGAUGCUUCAAAUUGAGUAGAACUUCAUAGACUAGCUGCAUUCAAUCCCCAAAAAUCACAACCGAGUACAUGUAAUGUUUCCGUCGAUUUGUGCAUUUGUUCUCUAAGCUAUAAGAGUGUAAGUUAGCCAAAGGUUGUCUUUUGUUCAGAUUAUUGGCGGAUGAAGGGGUCUGGCUGGAGAGAGGACAGUGAAGAGACUCCGGCUUUCAAAAGCUCUAACAGUACCUGAGUCUACAAGUAUUUAUGAUGCUUGCCGCAGGAUGGCUGCUCGCAGAGUUGAUGCUUUAUUGCUGACUGACUCGAAUGCAUUACUAUGUGGUAUAUUGACAGAUAAGGAUAUAACAACAAGAGUUAUUGCAAGUGAAGUCAAUAUUCAGGAAACACCUGUUUCAAAGGUUAUGACAAAACAUCCUGUUUUUGUGCUCUCAGACACACUUGCUGUAGAAGCAUUGCAGAAAAUGGUACUAGGAAAAUUUAGACAUUUGCCAGUUGUAGAAAAUGGUGAGGUCAUUGCUUUGCUUGAUAUAGCAAAAUGUCUUUAUGAUGCUAUUGCUCGACUUGAACGGGCAACAGAGAAAGGAAAGGCAAUUGUAGCUUCUGUCGAGGGAGUUGAAAAAAACUGGGGAGCAUCUGUUUCUGGUUCUGAUUCUUUUAUUGAAACACUUCGGGAGAGAAUGUUCCGGCCUUCACUAUCUACAAUCAUUUCUGAGAAUCCAAAGACUGUUACAGUUGAACCAAACGAUACUGUUUUAGACGCAGCAAAAAAGAUGCUUGAAUCUCAAACAAGCUCCGCAAUUGUGGCUGUUGAUAAGAAACCACAAGGAAUUUUAACUUCAAAGGACAUACUGAUGCGAGUCAUAGCACAAGAUCUUUCACCAGAGUCCAUUAUUGUUGAGAGGGUAAUGACUCCCAAUCCUGAAUGUGCUACAACGGAUACACCUAUUGUUGAUGCUUUACAUACAAUGCAUGACGGGAAAUUUUUACACCUACCUGUAAUUGAUAGAGAUGGAAUUGUAGUUGCAGUGGUUGAUGUGCUUCAUAUCACUCAUGCAGCUGUAGCCAUGGUGGGAAAUACUUCUGGAGUGAAUAACGAAGUUGCAAAUACUAGGAUGCAAAAGUUUUGGGAUUCAGCUAUGGAAUUGUCUCCAGAUGAUGAUGAAGAUACACGAAGCAUUGCUUCCUUGAAAUUAGCUUCUGAAGGGGUAGAGUUGAGAAGAUCUAUUUCCUAUCCUUCGUCAAGCCUGCCUAAUACUUUUGCAUUCAAGAUUCAAGACAGAAUGGGAAGGAUGCACAGAUUCAACUGCAAUAUCCGGAGCAUGACAGAUGUCAUAACAGCAAUUAUUCAGAGAGUGGGGGAUGACAUUAACCGGAAGAACCUUCCUCAAAUUCUGUAUGAAGAUGAAGACCAUGACAAGGUUGUUCUAGCAACAGAAAGUGAUCUCACAGCUGCAGUUGACCAUGCAAGAUCUGCAGGUUGGAAGGGACUAAGAUUGCACUUAGACUAUUCAGGAAAGCGUGGCCAUAGGAAGGGUUCAAGCUCCAACAGUUUGGAUUAUGCUCAUACAGAAUCUGCAUGGGCUUCAGCUUACAGCGCUGUAGCUGCUGGUGCUGCAUUAGUUGCAGGUUUAGGUGUAAUAGCAUUUCUAAGGAGAUCUAGCAACUGAUUAUUAUUUGAGAAACAUAUUUGCCAUCUGCUGUACAGUAGCACAUUACUUCAAGACAGAGUAAUGGAUAAAUUUGAUUUGAGUAGACGUCGGAUGAGCUUUAGGUUUUUAAUCGAUAGCUCUAUUUACUGCAGUCCAUUAUUUUUUCCUGCAGACAUACAUGUAGCAGGUGUCUUGGUCUGAAAUGGUGUCAAUUUUUUUCCGUUGUGAGUCAUGUGUGACCUUGAAAUUGUAUUCGGUAUAAACUGGGUAGAGUAUGCAAAGUAUAGUUCCAGGAUUUUUGUAGCAGAACAGAAA